Cyprinus carpio (common carp) is the source of this 1086-nucleotide messenger RNA. RefSeq lists its product as uncharacterized. NCBI's taxonomy places the organism in Eukaryota, Metazoa, Chordata, Actinopteri, Cypriniformes, Cyprinidae. The coding region runs from base 37 to 756 and encodes 239 amino acids. The transcript is spliced from 2 exons. The record is from RefSeq and is a predicted model, not a curated record.
UACACAUGAAUUUAUCCUAAACCUGAUUGGCUUGUAAUGCCCUAUAGCCUAAUUAUUUCUUUUUUUUUUCCUGCAUAUUUUCUCAUCUGUUUUGUCAUAGGGGAUGUCAUACUGCAGCACUUCGACAGUUUCCUAUCCUUGGAGAGCCGGAGUGAGGACUUCCUCUCCUUUCCUCCCAUGAAGAAGAGGCUGGACAUCUUCCUGAGGAGUGGCAUGGAACCUUAUCCAGAGCUGUGGGACUUCUCCAAGAAGCUGCUCAUCCUAUCCCACUGCCAAGCUACAGUUGAACGUGGAUUCUCUAUCAACAAAGAGGUGGAGUCAGACAAUAUUCAAGAGGACACUGUGGUCACACAGAGACUGGUGUGUGAUUAUAUCACACAACACGGAGGUGUUACCCAGGUUCCACUCAGUAAAGCGCUACUCGAGAGUGUAGCAAGAGCUAGGACCAGAUAUCGUGCCCAUCUUGAGACAGAGAGAAAGAAAAGGGAGGCAAAAUCCCAGGCUCUUAAGAGGAAAGAGGCAGAGGACUGUCUUCAGGAGCUAAAGGUGAAGAGGAGACGCAUACAAGAGGUGUGUGAGGGUCUGGCUAAGGAUGCGGACAGGCUGGCUGAGGAGGCUGAAAGGAAGGCAGGAAGCAAGAUGGCUGACCUGAUCUCCAGGUUCAACCUCCUGCGGAGAGGCCAUAAGGAGAAGUUGACGGAACUGGCUGUCCGUGAUAAAGAAAUUGCUGCCCUGAGUGAAGAGCUAAGGAGUUGACUGUGUUUCUUAAUUUAAUUUAUUGUUGAGUUCUGAUUUUCGAUGUUUAUUGUUCAGGGGUCUCUCAGUUCCCCAUAUUCCCAGCAUGGAAUAAGUAGCUAGCUAAUGUUAAAAAACAACUUAACAUUGUUCGGCAAACUUUCUUGUGGCUUACUGAAAUGUUUUUAUUUUUCACACCUGCUUGGCUUAUCUUUUACCCAUUCCACAUUUGAAAAAUAAAUGAACACAAGUUCAAGGAUUUUGUUUUUCUUUGCUGGUAGGGACGUGAAAUAGGUACUAAUUUUUUAUAUAAGUGGUCUUAAAAAGGUCUUAAAAAGACUUGAAUUUAAC